Aspergillus bombycis is the source of this 4185-nucleotide messenger RNA. RefSeq names its product putative transcription factor SipA3. The record is from RefSeq and is a predicted model, not a curated record. The transcript has 6 exons. Gene Ontology annotation, cellular component: plasma membrane; endoplasmic reticulum; cytoplasm. Gene Ontology annotation, molecular function: protein binding. Lineage: Eukaryota; Fungi; Ascomycota; Eurotiomycetes; Eurotiales; Aspergillaceae. Bases 1 to 4185 code for a protein of 1394 amino acids.
AUGUCGACCCAGCAACAGAUCCCUGUGCCCCAAGUCGGGAAGCUCGUCAGUGUGGUCCCAGUUGGAUUAAAGGAGGCCGCACUCGACUCGCCGACAUUCCGUGCCACCACGCUACACUUUGCCGACCAGAUUGAGUUCCUAGAAAGAUGGCUCGAUGGCUAUGCGAGGGCUGCUUCGAAGCUCUCUAUGGGGCUAGCAUCCAUGGAGAGUAUUGUUAACACCUUUCUGUCAUAUUCUACACACCCCGUCGCAGUCUCAGAAGCUGCUCUCGACCAUGAUUAUACGCUAUUGUCAAUGAGGAGAUGCGGGGAUAGUUCAAAGGACUUGUGGAAUGGGCUGGUGUCUACUUCAAAAAAGAUUGAGAUGCUGGUUGCAGAACCUAUAAGGAUCUUUAUCCAAGAGGAUCUGCGAAAUUUCAAGGAGACCCGUCGAGUGCUCGACCAGACACAAAAACAUUAUGACUACCUCUUGUCUAGAUAUUCAUCGCAGUCUAAAUCGAAGGAACCUUCGUCUCUGAGAGAAGAUGCCUUUCAACUUCACGAGGCUCGCAAAGCUUAUCUCAAGGCUUCGAUGGACUUCUCAGUACAAGCCCCCCAAAUACGAAAUGGCCUUGAUCGGCUCUUGGUAGGUGUGUCCUUUGACCAAUGGCGGGAGUUUAAGACUUUCUUCCAAAUAAACGGCGCAGGCUUUGCCAAGUGGGCCCAUGAGAUGGACAGGAUAAAAGGCUGGGUACUUGAAAUGGAUGCAAGUGAAAGGUCUUCUAAGAGAGAGCUAUUUUCUGCAAGGAAGGAAAUUGAAGAAGCUGCAGAGACGGCGGCUAGACCUUCUCGCGAGCUUGACGACUACUCUGUGUCUACCGUUCCUUACCUUGGGUCCCGCCCGUUAUCGGAUCUUAGCAUGACGAAAGAAGCCAGGCCUGAAAAACAGGGAUGGGUGUAUCUGCGAACACUCUAUGGCAAGCCUACACGGACUGCUUGGGUUAGACGCUGGAUAUUCUUGAAGAAUGGCAUAUUUAGCUGCCUUGUGCAGGGCCCGCGAACUGGCGGUGUCGAAGAAAGUGAAAGAAUUGGUGUUUUACUCUGUAGUGUUCGAGCGGCAUUCCAAGAAGAACGACGGUUUUGCUUUGAGGUGAAGACAAAAAGCAACAGUGUCAUGCUCCAGGCAGAGACACAAAAGGAACUCAUGGAGUGGAUAUCAGCUUUUGAGGCUGCUAAACGGAAAGCCUUGGAAAACCCAGCGAGUACAGAUCUUUCGGUUUCUGGCAAAGUUACUGUCCAAGAUCCGGCCUUCGCAAUUUCUCAACCUCCAGCUCCAGAGUUCACUGCUGACCCAGCGGAUUCUUUAACACCUCACUCAAACGACGAACACAAUUCGUCGGACCGCAAUGGCAUGCUUCCUCUCCCAGAAAGAGACCCGGCCUCUCUUCGAAACAGUAGUGAUAUCAGCCGACGCCUCACUGGACUUGAUUGCGAGACUUCCCCCAGAGAACAUACAUCUCGAAUUAUUCAGAAACUGGACCUUCACCGCAAAAUGAACAACAAUGUACAGCCUUCUACAUCCAUACCAGGUGCUGGAGGUGGGAUAGCCAGUCUUAUCUCUGCUGGCCAUAACACUAUUGUCUCCGGUACCGCACUUCCUUAUAGUGUGGCAGACGGUGAUCCGAACAGGGGACGCAGUAUGUCUAACCGCUUUGAUCCACCCACAACCCUUGCUCCACCGACCCUAGCAAACCCGCCUGCACCCACAAGUAUGAGCAAGGCGGCUGUUAUCGUGAGCAAUGAAAGAGGAAUCGGGCUGGGACAUGCUGACAAGACUGGCGGCAUGCCAAGCGGUAUGAUGGCGAACCUGUGGGGUAGCUCUAACUGGAGCUUUGUAAACAGGAUUGAACUAGAACGCAUGGGGUGCCCCGAUACGGAACAGGAUGCAGCCUCUCAACAACGACCGUCCUCACGAAUGAGUGACUCAUCAAAGCACGUAAUGUCGACAGAAGCGAAUACCACUAGUGCCACUGGUGCUAAGCAACACAAGCUUGGUCCCCGCCAUAGACAGACAGUUAGCCUGGACGGGAAUGCAUCCCAAGUGCAGCGUGCAGUAUUGGGGGUUACGCAUGAGUAUCCAAGUUACUAUCCACAGCAGCUUAAGAUUCAGGAUGCCCAAUUCCGGCUGCUUUUCCCGAACGUCAAAAAAGAGGAGCCUUUAGUGAUGGUUUUCCGAGCUACAUAUGCUAUGAAUGAUCAGCAAGAGUUCCCUGGAAGAGCUUAUGUUACGACCCGCGACUUAUACUUCUAUAGCCACUAUUUUGGGCUUGUACUAACAACAAGUGUCUCGUUAGAGAGUAUCAAAGAAGUGACAGCCGCUGCUGGGAGAGACUCUGACUUUUUAUUUUUUCACACUGUUCCGAGGCCCGGUGAAGACAUCCCAGGUCGAAUUACGGUAAAGACUUUCCUCGAGCCAUUGAAACUCCUCCAGAGACGUCUUAACUUCUUAAUUGACGAUACGACCGCUGUUGAACCUCUGGGGCUUGAAGCAAUCUUUAAUGCUCUCAAUAAAAUGGAAGCAGAUGCGGCAACCCGAACUCCUAGCGUUGAUAGCUGGGAAGACGUGGGCAUGGACGAGAAAAUUUCUGGAGUAGAUGCUGCAGCUCCAGGGUCACGGAAGGAUAUUCGGCCGGCCAUCUACAUCGAGAAAGGCUUAGAUAUGCAUUCGAAGAAGGGCAGCAACGGCAAGGAUGUAAUGAAGUUCAGAUUGCCAACUCAACCCGUUCAAUAUGUUCCUCAAGGCAACCUUCAUCUUGCAGCAGAGAAGGUGUUUGAUCUCAGCCCCAAGGCGGUUUUCCAUAUUCUUUUCGGCGACAAGAGUGCUGUCUGGCAGCUCCUUUUGCACCAAAGAAGGGCUCAAGAUAUCAAGCAAGGACCUUGGUCUCGCAAUGAAUCUAAUCAUUUGAGGCGAGAUUUCAGGUAUCAAAUUGAGACAACGAAUAUGCUUGGUCAUAAGCACGGCCAGACCAUAUCCGAUUAUCAGAUGAUAGAUGUCCUUAAUGACCACCUCUGCUACGUGAUAACAGACAAACGGACUCCUUGGCAUCUUCCUUUCAAGCGCUCGUUCAGGCUGGUCAGUAAGAUUGUGAUCACUUUUGUCGCGAAGGGCAAGAGUAAGCUUGCUAUAUAUACUAAGGUGGAGUGGUUGUGGUCUCCCUAUGGCAUUCAACGUGUCAUUGACAAACAAGCAACCGGUGACCUAGAGCAAGAUGCUCUGGAUCUUGUGGAUCUCGUGAGCGAGCAAGUGCGUAGGCUCGGUGCACACAGCCGAACCAAGAAAGCCAUUACAAUCUUCGGUCACGUUGGCCGUCAGAACACCGUAUCACAGCUAGGCGAGUCAGACUUCAAGAUAGAGAUUCGAAAUCCUCGCACUCAGAGGACGUUGGUCCAACUUCUAUUUGAGACGUUCGUCAGCUUCCUCGAAAGUGCCGUUUCGUCCGUGAUGCUUUGGACAUUUGCCCUCUUUCGCUGGGUCUGGAAGACUGCAAACGCUAAUUUAAUUAUCCUUGCCUUGUUAAUAUCCAGCAUGCUGAUAAAUGGUUUCUAUACCUCACGGGAUGCCUAUGAUUGGUGGUACGAAAGAAAAGCCGAGAAUUUCAUGGCUCGUCUGGGAGUUCACCCGGACCAUGUCAUGAGCAAAGCUAUCUACAUGAGGGACAUCGAUGAAGUAAUUGCAAACUCAACCCUCGGACAUACGAGCGACGAUGUCAGUGACUGCUUCGCCACCUUCCACCAGCAAACAAUACGGAAUGUUGGAACCCCGCUAUCCAUCAGUACGUCCGGUCCGAGAGAUUCAGCGACGAAGAGCGCAGCCAGACGGCUCCAGCAGACUCGUGAACGCCUGGCUAUGCAUCGACAUGACCUCGUGGUAGGCCUACGCGUGGUGAACAGCAUCGAAAGAGAGAUCCUCCAGAACGAAUGGGAGCGUUGGCUCCGACAAGAACUGAGACGUUGUGACCAAGUCGAAGCCCUUCUCGGACAGAGUAGUGACAGUGACAAGGUAGACAUGCAGGUGGACCGGACAGGUCAGGCUGCGUUCGCUGAUUUAUCCGACGACGUCAGGGAAUGGUACGAAAGGUAUUGUACAAGCUGCCAUCAAGAACAAGACUUAGUCGAAGAGAAUCACCGUGCGUAUGGCAAUUCAUGA